UGGCGGGAGGCGGAGCGGAAGCGGAGUGUGAGGGACAGCUGAGUAAAAUCUCCACACGCCGAGGUCCGCCUUGUCGUGGCUCCCCAUCCCCGGCCUUUCUCCACCGCGACCUGGAGGCGAAGCUGACUCCCGCUAAGCGGUUUUGGCUGCACGCUGCGGAUCGAGCCUUCAGGCAAGACAGUAUAUGAAUGGAGACAGCCUUGCUGAAGAUGGAGCAAAAACAUUGUUAGAAGAUUCUUUUCUUCCUCCUUUCAGAAAUCUUGAUUGGUGGUUUGCCUCCAUCAAAGCUCUUUGCUUCAUCAGAAUGUUUUAUACAAUCUCAAGAAAAAAUAUGUCCCAGAAACUGAGUUUACUGUUGCUUGUAUUUGGACUCAUUUGGGGAUUGAUGUUACUACACUAUACUUUUCAACAACCAAGACAUCAAAGCAGUGUUAAGCUACGUGAACAAAUACUAGAUUUAAGCAAAAGAUAUGUUAAAGCUCUAGCAGAGGAAAAUAAGAACACAUUGGAUGUGGAGAAUGGUGCUUCCAUGGCAGGAUAUGCUGAUCUGAAAAGAACAAUAGCUGUCCUUCUGGAUGACAUUUUGCAACGUUUGGUGAAGCUGGAGAACAAAGUUGACUAUAUUGUUGUGAAUGGCUCAGCAACCAACACCACCAAUGGAACUAGUGGGAAUCUGGUACCAGUAACCACAAAUAAAAGGAUAAGUGUAUCAGGAAGCAUUAGAUAGCAGUUGAAGAUCACCUUAUGCUGCUACAUCCACUGUGGAUUCUAUCCCAGUGCAGGAGUUCAUCAUGUCAAUUUCUGGCUACCAUAGAGUAAUACUUUACAGUAAAAGUGCUACUCAUUUUUAGGGAGUUCACUGGAUUUAUGGGACUAAUUCUGUAAAUAAAAGUUUAAACAUUAUUAGUUUGCUUUUGAGACAAAUUUCUUUUAAUGCUGUACUCUAAAGAGAGCUUGGUAACAUGGUUGAUGUAGUAAGCAGGUAGGUGAUCUUCGUAUAAAUCUCUGUGUUUGAAAUCAAUCAAGUUGAGACAAAAAUCAUUUAAAAGACUUGUAUUCAUUUAUAUAAAAUAUUUAUUUAAGUAUAAAUGUGCUUUUCAGACAAGUAGACAAUUUUGUGAUUGAAUCUGUUAUUUGUUCUGAGUGGAUGUCACUGAGACUAUUAGGAAAUGUGCGUACUUACUUCCAAUACUAUAUUUUGUUACUUAGAUUAUGAGCAGAGAAAGGAAGUAAAAUACUGAUUAUAUUAUUUGGAAACCAUGACCCAAAGAAUGUCUUCAUUUGCACUAUCCUUCAAAAUAACUGAAGGUUAAUUGUAUAUUUUUAAAAUUCAUAUUUGUAAGAGUGUAAUCUUGAAAAGGUUAGCAGUCACUGUCUAUAGCCUAGCCUAAAUGUUAAAGGCAAUUUCAUAACAUUAAAAUAGUAAUCUCUAAUCUCAUACUUAAAAUUUUCUUACAUAUAUUCUGAAGAAUAAAAGCUAUUUUUAUGGUGA
This is a messenger RNA of Dipodomys spectabilis (banner-tailed kangaroo rat), 1492 nucleotides long. It is a transcript of the gene Ccdc126, whose product is annotated as coiled-coil domain containing 126. The transcript has 3 exons. The record is from RefSeq and is a predicted model, not a curated record. NCBI's taxonomy places the organism in Eukaryota, Metazoa, Chordata, Mammalia, Rodentia, Heteromyidae. The coding region runs from base 185 to 727 and encodes 180 amino acids.